Messenger RNA from Tetrapisispora phaffii CBS 4417, 1590 nucleotides. It is a transcript of the gene BFR2, whose product is annotated as rRNA-processing protein BFR2. The transcript has a single exon. Gene Ontology annotation, biological process: maturation of SSU-rRNA from tricistronic rRNA transcript (SSU-rRNA, 5.8S rRNA, LSU-rRNA). The record is from RefSeq and is a predicted model, not a curated record. The coding region runs from base 1 to 1590 and encodes 529 amino acids. NCBI's taxonomy places the organism in Eukaryota, Fungi, Ascomycota, Saccharomycetes, Saccharomycetales, Saccharomycetaceae. Gene Ontology annotation, cellular component: nucleus; nucleolus.
AUGGGCAAAAGCUUGUCGGAACAAAUUUUGGAUAUUGCCAAUAAACCAAUUAAUGAAGAUAUUGAUAUUGAAAAUGAAGAUGUUGCUUUUAGAAAUGAAGGUGAUUCCGAUUCUCAAGUCAGUGAUGUAGAGGAUGAGGAAUCUGAAACAGUUAAAGGGACAGGACAUUAUGUUAGUGUCGGAAAGUCGAAGUUGAGGAACGAGGUCAAAGAUGUAGUUACCGAUGCAAAAUAUACUGGACAGAAGGGCUCUAGAGCGGAUCUAUAUAGUGAUGGCAACGAUGAUGAUGCUGAUGAAAAUGAAGGAGAAAGUGAUGCUAUGUCGUUUGUCACUGAUUCUGAAGACCAAGAGGUAUCUGCAGAUGAUGACGAGGAAGAAGAAAAUGAUAAUGAGGAGGCAGAAGAGGAAGAAGAUGAAGAUCAGGAAUUAAAAAGAGAAAGACUAACAAGAUUAGUCAACCAGGAGACCAAGAAAGCGAUCAGCGGUUUAUCUCAGGGUACCAAAAGAGAUGCUGCUAAAGGUUUGUCAAUUUUGAAACAAAAUCGUGUUUUUGAGAGUACUAUUGAUGUUAGAAUCAAAUUACAAAAAGCUUUAAGUUCUGCAAAUUUAUUACCACUAACAAGAGACUCUUGGGACGUAUAUUUAGCUAAUGACAACAAAACUAUCAAGUUACUAGAAAAAACUAAUAAGAAAUUGAAUAAGGUCUUCAAUAAAUUGGUUAGUUUCAGAACGGAAUUUCAAUUAAAUGAUCACAUCACAACAGAAGAGUCAGACAAUACUGACAAGAAAAGAUCAUACACUGAUCUAGUGGAGGAAACUGACAGAUUGGAUAACAGCUUAAAGGAAUAUAGAGAUGCCGUAUUAAAUAAGUGGUCAAUUAAAAUUGCUUCUGCUUCCGGUAACACAGCAUUGAAUGCAACUAAAUUCCAGAACAUUAAUCAAUCGGCUGAUAUUCAAGUUAAUAACCAAUUGGCAGAUCUACCAAGGUUGAUCAAGAGGACGUGUUUGAACAGAAGAAAUACACAACCUUUGAAUUUUAAUGAAGAUUUAAACAGCGGUAAAUUAUCACAUAUCAAAAAUUCUUCCGUUGAAAACGCAGAGGAUGAUGGAGAAGAUAAUAUAGAUAUUCCUUCAAAUUAUGAUCCAAGAAGAAAGAACAACACAAAGCUUGAUACUUCUGAAAAUCCAUACAUAUUUGACGAUGAGGAUUUUUACCGUGUGUUGCUAAAUGAUCUAGUUGAUAAAAAAAUAUCAAAUGCUCAAAAUUUGCAAAGCAAUGGCGCUAACAUUGCCAUCACAUCUCGUUCGAACAAUAAACUAAAGAAGAAUAUUGACACCAAAGCAUCUAAAGGUAGAAAACUGAAUUACUCUGUUCAAGAAUCAAUAGCAAAUUAUGAAGCACCAGCCAAUGAUGGGUAUAAAUGGUCUGAUGAGCAUAUUGAUGAGUUCUUUGCCGGUUUAUUUGGUCAAAAGAUUAAUUUUGAAGAGAAUGAAAAUGAAGACAACAAUAAAGAAGAUUCAGAAAACCAUGAACAAGAUGAACAAGUCUUAGAAGCCAUCAAGAACGAUGAAAUCCAAAUUUUUGGUUGA